AAAGGAACAGCAGAUGCUCUUAACUCCCCCAAUAAUAAUUUUAAGAAUUGGAUAGUUGCUUACCCGCAGUACUCUCCACGGCCGUUUGCGGCACUCUUGAUAAUGAGCAAGUUACAGAAUUAUGACGCAUGUUUCUAAAGCUUUGAAUUGGUCGUGUAUGUGAACUAAAUGCUUUGUUUGCGAAAUUAAUAUGCCGGCAAGUUAUCCAUUUGUUUUAUUUUUACAAGUGUUAAGACAUGGCCGACUUCAAGCAUUUAAAGUCGCCAUUAGUGCGUUUUUCAAACGUUCGAGAACAGCCCACUACAGCUGCGCUUAGUCAGUGUUGGUUGUGACGCUCGAAGGGUAUGCCGGUCUGCUGAAAGAGAACGAAGGCGGUUUUAACAAGGAGAGUUUUCCUCUUGAGCAGGCAUUCGGUUUAGGCCAGAAAGCUGUGAGAAUAGAUCAGAAACCAGAAAUGCAUUCGGGAUGGUAUUAUUAAAUCGUCGCACUACUAAAACGAUUUCAGUAUGAAAACACAGGAUUUUAAAUACAUUGUAUAUUUUUAAUUUUUACCGCCUCUCGCGAAAAUCAUGUCUGCCUACUCGACGAAACGACCGCGGAAGAUGCCUCUUAAUGGUUGCCGCAGAAACAUUGGAUUAAAAAAUGAACGGCUAUAUCUGGAAGGUCAGGAAAUGUAUCAUGGCUUGCAAUUGUUCAACCUAAUGAGUAGAAAUACAAAGGAUAGAUUCCUUGUUUUUUCUCAAAAAUGCUGCCUUAUCAGUCUCCCAUUAAAUCUUUUCAAGUAACAGCUUCUGGAAAUGAAGUUGAUUCCCCUUCAAAGAUCAACAAGAUCCCCAUAUCUUUACACGGUUUGUUUGGUGAGACAAACAGUUUAGAUGAUUCUAUCAGCCUUCCAUUUGUUGUUCAAUCACCACCUUGUGGAAGUUCGAUUAAAAAAUCUCCUUCAAGUCCAAGCAAAUCCUCGAGCUCAAUUGUGACUGGCCACCAUCAACCUGUGCUGCUGUCAGAGUUAACUGAUGUUUCAUUACUUGAAGAACAAAUAAAAGGAAUUUAUCACAAAAACACCAUCUGUUCCUUUGUCUCUCCUUAUGAUAACCGCCGCUGUACAAACUCAGCUAAUGUAAAACGUGGCUUGGGUAAAAGUUACUGCAGCAAACAUUUGUAUCUUACAAGUCCAUCAUCAGAAUUUCGAGAUUUACAAACAAAGAAAACAGAUAAAUUUUCUUAUCACAGCAACAAAGUGACAACUCAAUCUUCAUGUGUUACCAAGCUAAGCUACCAAACAUUAGAUGACAAUGAAUCCCCUUCUAUUACUUUGAACAGCUUGAAUGACAUUCCCUAUUUUAACAGUUCAAUCAGCAGAGCUGGUAUUGAUUUAUCAGAUAGUGGUUACCAAACACAACAUGUUGACCCUAGAAAUGAGGGGAAAAUUGUUAAAAUAAAAAAUCAGCAAGCUGCAAUGAAUCAAACUUCUUCAACUGCCGGACUUUGUUCUUAUCAGAAUAAUUUUUCAAAUCCCACGAUAUCAGUGACACCAAAAGUCUUGUCAAGACCGAAGCAUCCAGCAAUGGCAAUGGAUGGUGAUGUGUUGCAGGCUGUGGUUGAUCUGCUCAAUCAAAAUCAUGACAAACUGACAUCAAAACAACAGAUUGAGUUACUUAACUCUCUUGGCGUGACAGUAGCAACAAUACAAAGCCCACUUCAUAAUUCAUCUGAUGCAACAUGCAGAACAACUUAUUGCAACCAAAACACAAAACCAUCCAAUUUAUCAAACCAAAGUUCAGCUGUUUGUCACAAACCCACAAAGAUGUUACCAGUUAACCACGUUCCAUCUUCUACAACUCGUCAAAACACAGCCAGUGUUUUAAAAACAUUAAAUUCAAAAGAGAAUGACACCCAAAGUUCUUUAGUUAAGGCUGAGACUGGUGUGAAACGUCCUACAAGUGAAAUAGUGGAAAAUGUACAAAGCAAAAAACGAAAGAAGAAUGAAACAUCGUCAACCAACUUCUUACGAGGCCUUUCUUCAGUAGAACUUGAUAAGCAAGUGUCAAAGGCACUUGCCUCAAUUCGUCACUCGGUGUCUACAAAAAAAAAGAGUGAGAGUAAGUUAAAGAAGGAAAGUGUGUCGCAAACCAAGUCGGUAAAACUGGCCAAAGUAAAACCCACACCCAUGCAAGCAGUAUUGCCUUCGGUGUCCAUUCCUAUGAACCCUAUGUUCACUUCUGACAAGUUUAAAGUUAGAUGUCCUCAGUUACAGGAGUACGUUGAUUUGCAAAAUGAAAAACAUUUGAGACAAAAAUCUCUUUUUCCGGACUUGUUCCAUGAGGAGAGAAAUAUCAGCUUCUGCACUUGCAAGAAAAGUUAUAAACGAGACAUCCAAAAAUUAAAGCAGAAAACGCAGAAAAGUCUGAUAAAACACAAGCAAUUGUGUAAAUGCAAAUGUGGUUCUGCAAAAAUGUCAAAGGUAAUUAGGAAAUUAAAAAGCUCGUUAAAAAGUGGCAAUUUUGAAGCCAGUGCUGACUUUUGGAUGCUGUCAACUCUCAACUUGUAUAAUGAAUCUGCCACUAACACUGAUGAAAUAAAUGAAAAACAUUCUAAACACAUUAGGUUUUAUUGUGAAAAACUGGACACUGCAACAAAACAUUGGCAGAAACUCUUAAAAGAAGAGAAAAAAUCGAUUCAACUUUUGACUCAGUCAAUGCAAUCCGAUGUAAACGAAACCGCCAGCGUUUUGAGAAAGCUUGGAACAAAACCAGUUUCUUGUUCUCGAAGAAGGGGGAUUUGUUCCAAGAAACCUGACACAUGCGCUCUAAGUGAUAGAAAUGGUGACACUUGCCCCAAUACUGCCUUGCCACUCUCUCCGUAUUGCCACAAUCAUAUUUGGCACUCCGAACAUCAACUGUUAUAUAAGUUAGAUCAAGGAAUGAAAGUGGUUGCGGAUAUCAAUCCAGACCCGGUUGUUAUUCGACCCAGAAAGAAAACUAAGCUUCCUCCUUUAAGUAAAAGGAAAAAGCGAAGAAACAAACGCGGCAAAGCCAAAAACGGAGCUUUUAAUAAUAAGGUAAAAGAAGAAAUGGAAUUGGUUAACAUUGAUGAUAACAACACUGGUGACGGGUAUCAUGCAGAGAAACUUAAAAUGAAUCUUGCCAAUGUAAAGUAUAAUGUUAGUUCGAAGUCAACUGCACACUGUUCAAAAUAUAACCACCAUCAAGAUACUGUUGAUAAAAUCGAUGUUGACGGGUUAACCAACGAAGACAGUACAUCAGGUAUGUUUGACAGUCUCCUAGAUGAGUCACAGCUACUGGAUGAUGAAAUGUUCAAGGGAUUUGGACACAGCAGUGAGGUGCUUGACAACGCGCUCAUGCUUGCAAGUGCGGUGCAUUCGGAUAAUGCAGGGAAACUAAACAUUGACAGAUUGCCAUUCGAUGAUUUAAAUGAAAGCAACGUAUUUUUCUCAUCAAACCAUGAAGUUGAUGAUAUAUUAUCAACACGUGGUGACUUGGAUAACAUCUACAUGCAGAAUAAUCUUGAUUCACCUUCAGUUCAAACACAAGAGGAACCAGAAUUAUUAAAUUCUAUGUUUCUAACCCCAACCACCAGUGAAAUUUACUCAGAAAGUAAAUGGUCAACACCUCAGUUUACCAGCACUGCAGAUGUUGAUCUGGGUGAUGUUUCCUCUUCACUUGAUUCCUCCUUUGCUGAUGAUCUUCAUGAGUUAGAAGGAGUCAUCCGGAGUUUACAAGAUGAAACAGACAACCAUAUCCCCACCACACGUAGUAAUCGUAUGCACACCAUGAAUGCUGAUGAAUAUACAAGUAUACUUGCUAAGGAAAUCUCACAGGAAAUUGAGAACCAAUCAUUUGAUUACAAUACAUCUCAAUCAACCACAUCUAACAUGGAAAAUUGUACAGAAUCCUCAAAAUCUUUACCCUUUGAAACGAUAUGUUGCGCUGGAGACACCCGAUGUUCAUCACAUAAUGUUACCUCAUCCAAACCAACUUCAAUUAUGACAUCACAAUUAAUAGCAUUAGACAAUACAAAGUUUAAAUUAUCUGCUCAGCCAAUGAAAGUGCUACCACACACACAACAAUUAAAUACAAAGGCAAAACAGAAAAACACUAAACAGACAAUAAAACGAUCAAAAUUAAAAACAACAAGAAAACAAAACAUGGUAAAGCAAGAAACAAGCACUUCAUGUACAAAGCAAUCAAGUUCUGUUAAUUCUUCUGUUGCGGUAUUAACACAUGUGCAAAGUGCAGUAAAAUCGAAGAUAGAUAAACAACGUGCAAUUGGAAAGAAGAUCCGUUAUAACCAAGCAGUUCACAGUAACAUCAUUCCUGUGGCACAACCGGUGGUUGCAUUGACACCUACUGUUCGAGUACAGCCUCAUAUUAUGCCGAGUAAUGUUGUAUGUACCACGGGGAAACUGUCAAAUAACAAUCAAAGCAUGGUACUUAUACCAGUCAAUGCAUAUGUACGUCCUGGUAACAAUAUGAGCCAGAGCAUGGGUCUUGCAUUCGCGGUACCUGCACACAACUUGACAAGUAACGUUGGUACAGUUAUUCCAAUACGGAACUCAACUGUAAUGACCGGUGCUUGUCCACAGCAGUUGAUCAUACUCAACGGUUCACAAGCAGGAAUUGCCACGUGUGCAAAUAUGGCGCCAUCUAAACAAACCAUCAACACCACUGUAUAUCCACCUAAUGUCACAAACACCAUUAUCACUCAACAAUCAAGUGUUAAAAAACCCACUACCACGACCACUCAGUCAAAAUCUAUCUUACUCAAGAACAACCAGACAAGGAAUAUGAAUGUAAGUUCACCAGUAACAACCAGCAACAGGAAUUACCAGAUAAAUAACAAUCAACUACAAAGCAUCACGUUAACCAGUCCUACAAACAAUACCUUGGUGUUUAGUAGCAAUGAUUUGACGAUGACCAACGCCACAUCAACCAACCAAGUCACUUCCACAUCAGUAUCUACCUGUUCAUCCACCAUCAUGAUCAACACAUCCAACCAAUCAAGGAUACAAACAUUAGUUGAUGAACAUGACAAGUUGAAGCAGAUAGUGGAACAACUCAACCGUCCUAAUCUUACACCAACAAUAACAAGUACAGUUAAAAAUACCAACAGAGCUCGAAAUUCAUCAUUAGUUAUUCCUCCAGUACUUUCUGGAUCAUCGGGUACACUUAUGUUCUCACCAAGUAGCAAGCAUAAAGGACUGCCCAUUCUAAAGGAAGAUACAAUCCCAACAACAUCAUCGCCCACUAUAAGUGGUAAUCACUCUGCGCCAACAGGGUCAAAAAGUGGAACAGUUCACUGGAACCAGAGUUCUGCUGGACCAGAUGUCCCACCACCAAUUCCACAAAACUCUGUGUAUAGCGGAGUAGGUGGUCAAACGUCAAACAUGCUAUUUUGCAGACGAAUAAGUCCCAGUUUAAAUAAUACACAGCAUGUUGUGGUAGGCAGGCUUGGUUCAUUGGGUAGACUAGGCCUACCUCGCCUUACGGUAUCAGACAUUCACGAUAGAAACAUCCAUAUACCCUCACACAGGAGUCUUUCAGAGAACGCACGUAAUUCAAACCAAUCUGAGAAACCGACUGCCUACAUACAGUUAACUAAAGAUCCAUCACUUGCAACUUUGGAAAAAUCUGUAGAAUUGAACACCACAGACUCUGCUGUUACGAUGCAAGAUACAACAACUGUAGCAACUACACUCCCAGAAAACUCUGUUACUGACCAUAAACCACUGAUAAGACAUAACACAAGAAAAUGUGAGCACACCGUCACACUUGUGGAUCCAAAUUUGAUUUCUCCACCUAAGCAACCUGUUAUGGUUGCAUCUAAUUCAAGCAUCACAAAUUUAUAGUUGCAUUCCUCUUCUCACUGACAAACAGCAAUGAAGUUUCUAAUGUUUGUGUUUUGCUGCUCUCAUUUUUUUGUUGUCUUUAAAUUAUUUUAUACAUAAAAGUAUAUCUUUGAUUAUAUGUAUUGUAUUUCAACAUUAAGUUACAACAGAUCACGAUUUUUAUCUGGCGCUAUGUUUUGUGGGUAUCAGUUUGACAGAGUAAUGUGCUCUUGUUGUAAAGCUCCUGACUAUUGAUUUUUUCUAUUUACUUAUGGUUUGUAGCCUAUAACAUUUGUUAAAUUUUGCCAAUCUUGUUAAGAUAUUCGUUUGUUAGCUUUUACGAAGUGUUACAAAUAAGGAUGGGGAUUAGAAUUGGGAAUGUUUCGUUAGUGCAGUAGCAAUCAUGUUGUGUCAAAAUGUGUAAUUUCUGUUUAUCGUUGCUGAGUAGUUUCAAUACACAAGUACAAGCACUUAUCUUUUCAUUAAAAGUUAUUUUUGUUAUAAGAACAUGGUAGUUGUAAACUCUUCGGAAUUGAAUUUUCGUAUUACAAAGCAAAGACAAAGAAUA
Ciona intestinalis (vase tunicate) is the source of this 6416-nucleotide messenger RNA. The record is from RefSeq and is a predicted model, not a curated record. NCBI's taxonomy places the organism in Eukaryota, Metazoa, Chordata, Ascidiacea, Phlebobranchia, Cionidae.